UACGAUACGAACGAUAUCGCACCAAAGGUGGGGGAAUAAUAAAGAGAAAAAAAAUAAACGGAAAUAAAUCCCGAGUUUUCCGAUCGGAGGCGACGCGACCGAGGCUCCGGCGACGACGAUGAGGGGGACCAAGCGGCCGCUCGGCGUGGUGACGGCAUGGGUGCGGCGGCAGCCGCCCAAGGUGAAGGCUUUCCUCGCCGUGGUCACGGGCAUGGCCGCGCUCGUCUUCAUCCGCUUCAUCGUCCACGACCACGACAACCUCUUCGUCGCCGCCGAGGCCGCGCACGCGCUCGGCAUCGCCGUCCUCAUCUACAAGCUCACCAAGGAGAAGACCUGCGCAGGACUAUCCCUCAAGUCUCAGGAUUUAACUGCAUUGUUUCUAGCUGUUAGACUGUACUGCAGCUUUGUCAUGGAGUAUGACAUCCAUACUGUGUUGGAUAGUGCUACACUUGUGGCUACACUUUUUGUGAUUUACAUGAUUCGGUUCAAAUUGAGGUCAACUUAUAUGGUGGACAAGGACAAUUUUGCAUUGUACUAUGUGGUGGUGCCAUGUGCUGCGCUGGCGCUACUUAUUCAUCCAUCAACGUCUCACAACAUUGCAAACCGGUUCAGCUGGGCUUUCUGUGUUUACUUGGAAGCUGUUUCAGUGCUGCCACAACUGCGUUUGAUGCAAAAUACCAAGAUUGUGGAACCGUUCACAGCUCACUAUGUGUUUGCUCUGGGGGUUGCGAGGUUUCUUAGCUGUGCCCACUGGGUUCUUCAGGUUUUGGAUACUCGUGGCCGCCUAUUGACUGCUCUGGGCUAUGGUUUGUGGCCAUCUAUGGUGCUCCUGUCAGAAAUCGUGCAGACGUUCAUCCUGGCAGAUUUCUGCUACUACUAUGUGAAGAGUCUGGUCGGUGGGCAACUGGUGCUACGGCUCCCAUCCGGGGUGGUGUGAGAACUGCAGCCAUGUUCUAGCGCCGGAUCUUCUGCGUCUCUCGCCAUGCACGAGACCGGAGCAGCCCUCUUCAGUUGAUAUUUUCAGUUACAACUAUUAGUCAGUGAGGAAAUCGCAGCAGACAUAGGUUUUGUCGAUGUAACUGUUAACAGCGUAUGCCAUGAUAUUCCUAACUUGAGUGUUCUAGCUUCAGUAUGUUUGUCGCCGUUAUUUUAGUAAUGGGAAGCCAUUAGUUAUGAUGACAGUAUCUGUGCGAAAAUGGAUCUAUGAAAGUUAUGCUUGGAAGACCA
Molecule: messenger RNA, 1227 nt
Organism: Lolium perenne
Lineage: Eukaryota; Viridiplantae; Streptophyta; Magnoliopsida; Poales; Poaceae
Biological process (GO): protein retention in ER lumen
Cellular component (GO): membrane
Molecular function (GO): ER lumen protein retrieval receptor activity
Source: RefSeq, a predicted model, not a curated record